This is a messenger RNA of Xenopus tropicalis (tropical clawed frog), 783 nucleotides long. Its product is annotated as keratin, type I cytoskeletal 9-like. The record is from RefSeq and is a predicted model, not a curated record. The transcript has a single exon. Bases 1 to 783 code for a protein of 260 amino acids. NCBI's taxonomy places the organism in Eukaryota, Metazoa, Chordata, Amphibia, Anura, Pipidae.
AUGUACAGUGUGGCUGCUGGGGGAGCCCAGGGUGGUAUGUACAGUGUGGCUGCUGGGGGAGCGCAGGGUGGUAUGUACAGUGUGGCUGCUGGGGGAGCGCAGGGUGGUAUGUACAGUGUGGCUGCUAGGGGAGCCCAGGGUGGUAUGUACAGUGUGGCUGCUAGGGGAGCCCAGGGUGGUAUGUACAGUGUGGCGGCUGGGGGAGCCCAGGGUGGUAUGUACAGUGUGGCUGCUGGGGGAGCCCAGGGUGGUAUGUACAGUGUGGCUGCUGGGGGAGCCCAGGGUGGUAUGUACAGUCUGGCUGCUAGGGGAGCCCAGGGUGGUAUGUACAGUGUGGCUGCUGGGGGAGCCCAGGGUGGUAUGUACAGUGUGGCUGCUGGGGGAGCCCAGGGUGGUAUGUACAGUGUGGCUGCUGGGGGAGCCCAGGGUGGUAUGUACAGUGUGGCUGCUGGGGGAGCGCAGGGUGGUAUGUACAGUGUGGCUGCUGGGGGAGCCCAGGGUGGUAUGUACAGUGUGGCUGCUGGGGGAGCGCAGGGUGGUAUGUACAGUGUGGCUGCUGGGGGAGCGCAGGGUGGUAUGUACAGUGUGGCUGCUGGGGGAGCCCAGGGUGGUAUGUACAGUGUGGCUGCUGGGGGAGCGCAGGGUGGUAUGUACAGUGUGGCUGCUGGGGGAGCGCAGGGUGGUAUGUACAGUGUGGCUUCUGGGGGAGCGCAGGGUGGUAUGUACAGUGUGGCUGCUGGGGGAGCGCAGGGUGAUAUAUAUGGUGUGGCUGCUAGAAUGUAG